Messenger RNA from Coffea arabica (coffee), 1738 nucleotides. Its product is annotated as ureidoglycolate hydrolase. Gene Ontology annotation, molecular function: hydrolase activity, acting on carbon-nitrogen (but not peptide) bonds, in linear amidines. NCBI's taxonomy places the organism in Eukaryota, Viridiplantae, Streptophyta, Magnoliopsida, Gentianales, Rubiaceae. The record is from RefSeq and is a predicted model, not a curated record.
UCCUAGAAAGCACUCCACUAUGUAUCAAGCAUGAUAAAUACGUCCAAGCCAGAUAACACUAUACACAGCAGUCUAGGAAUCCACGGAUAACAAACAAGCAAUUAUCCAUACCAUGAAAAUCAUGGCUAUGAGAUUCUCUAUCUACAUGCUUCUUGUUCUUUCAGUAUAUUUCAUCUCAAAUUGCCCUGUAAAUUUAGCUCACAGAAAUGAAGAUGACCCUACAAUCAAGACUAUGGAGGAGUUCUCUGGCUACCCAAUUCACGAAUCCCACUUCUUAAACUCCCUAUCUUCACUCUCAGUGGACGCUGAAACUCUGCAGAAGCAGAUUGAUGAGCUUUCAAGUUUCUCGGAUUCACCUGCACCAUCGGUUACUAGGAUCCUGUACAGUGAGAAGGAUGUAUUAUCAAGAAGGUAUAUUAAAAACCUUAUGGAAGCCUCAGGUCUUUCUGUCAGGGAGGAUGCUAUUGGGAACAUCUUUGGUCGGUGGACUGGUUCCGAACCUGAGCUUGCUCCAGUUUCAACAGGUUCUCAUACUGAUGCAAUACCAUAUUCUGGGAAAUAUGAUGGGGUGGUUGGCGUGUUGGGUGCAAUAGAAGCCAUCAAUGUUCUAAAGCGCUCUAGCUUUAAACCUAAAAGGUCGUUGGACGUGAUUAUGUUUACUUCAGAAGAGCCUACAAGAUUUGGAAUCGGCUGUUUAGGAAGCCGUUUAUUGGCAGGAAGCAAGGAACUUGCACAACAGCUUGAAAAGACAGUUGAUGGUCAAAAUGUUUCCUUCUUUUAUGCAGCUAAAUCUGCAGGUUACAUGAAUGUGGAGAAGUUAUCCACUGUCUUUCUGGAGAAGGGAAGCUAUUCUGCUUUUGUAGAAUUGCAUAUAGAGCAAGGUCCUAUUCUUGAAGAAGAAGCAACAUCUAUUGGUAUUGUGACUGCUAUUGCUGCUCCUGCAAGUAUCAAAGUGGACUUUGAGGGCACUGGGGGGCAUGCAGGAGCUGUUCUGAUGCCAAAAAGGAAUGAUGCAGGACUGGCUGCUGCAGAGCUGGCACUUGCUGUGGAGAAACAUGUCUUGGAGUCUGGCUCUAUUGAUACUGUUGGGACAGUUGGUAUUCUGGAGCUUCAUCCUGGAGCAAUUAACAGCAUUCCAAGCAAAUCACACCUGGAAAUAGAUACACGUGACAUUGACGAAGAACGGAGAAAUUCUGUCAUUGAUAAAAUUUAUGAAUCUGCUUUAAGUAUAUCUAAGAGGCGCGGUGUGAAGCUGUCGGAAUACAAAAUCGUGAAUCAAGAUCCCCCUGCCCUCUCUGAUGAGUUAAUAAUUAAGGCAGCAGAAUCAGCAAGCCAAGAGCUGGAGUUGACAUACAAGAAGAUGAUUAGUAGAGCCUAUCAUGAUGCACUGUUCAUGGCGAGAGUAAGUCCAAUGGGCAUGAUAUUUAUACCAUGUUAUAAAGGCUAUAGUCACAAGCCUGAAGAAUUUGCAACCAUCGACCACAUUGCUGACGGGGUCAAAGUUUUAGCACUAACGCUAGCCAAAUUGUCCCUCUCUUGAUGUCUUCAGCUGUAGUUUCGUCUUCUGGCAUCAAAUAAUGUGUAUCUGAAGUAUAUAUGGCAUCUAAUACUUGAAAUCUUGGAAUAAUGUAAUAUUUCUUGUGCAUAUCAUUUCCUUUUCUAACUUUCAUCAAGACACAUUAAUCAGUCAAAACUGGCACAUGAUGAUUUAAGACAUCAAGGCAGUAGCAGCAAAGCA